Molecule: messenger RNA, 441 nt
Organism: Purpureocillium takamizusanense
Lineage: Eukaryota; Fungi; Ascomycota; Sordariomycetes; Hypocreales; Ophiocordycipitaceae
Exons: 2
Coding region: 1-441 (146 amino acids)
Source: RefSeq, a predicted model, not a curated record
AUGCUGUACGUAAACGCCGGCAAGGCCAUGGCCCCGGUCGAAGCCCACGCCCUCUCCGCCUCCUCCCCCUCCUCGGCAGGGAGAGACUCGGGCGGCACGGCCAUGGCCCCGGCAGAAGCCCACGUCCCCGCCCGCCACCGCCUCUCUCCCCGUGCCGACGGCGGCGGCGACGACGACUACUGCGACGACGGGCAGUGCUGUUCCGGGUGCCGACGCAAGGGCUAUCACACGGUGAUCCGCUUCGUCAACCGCUUCGUCGACCGCUGCCGCCGCGUGGAAGUUUACAAGCCCAAGUGCAGCGUGGACGCCGCCACCGAGCCUGCAUGCUACCAGCGAGCGGCCUGUACCACCGACGGGAAAUACGUUAACGUCAACAUGGACACACGUCAUUGUUGCGUCUCCCAGCACGGGUGCGAGUGCAUCAAAACGAGAAAAGUUUGA